AUGAGUUACAUCCACCCCUCAUGGAACUAUCCCGCCCAUUCGGGUCUACCGAUGGACCACACCAUGGCCUACGACCCGACCAUGAUGCCCCCGCCGAUGAUGCACCCCAUUGAUGGCUAUCUCUACCCGCAUCCGCCCAUGGAGAUGAUCGACUACUACCACCAGCCCAUCAUGGACUACGACGAAUACACCGAGAACCUGUCGCGGCCGCGUUUGACCAAAGAGCAGGUCGAGACCCUGGAAGCUCAAUUCCAGGCUCACCCCAAGCCCAGCAGCAACGUCAAGCGCCAAUUGGCGGCUCAGACCAACUUGAGUCUGCCGCGCGUUGCAAACUGGUUCCAAAAUCGACGGGCCAAAGCUAAACAACAGAAGCGCCAGGAGGAGUUCGAGAAGAUGCAAAAGGCCAAGAAUGAGGCCGAGGAGGCCGCGAGACGAAAAUCCGAGACCCUGGACCAGCUGUCCGAGUCUCGACCGUCGUCCUCCGCGCCCAAGGAGGAGCCCGAGAAAUCGGCCACCCCCGAACAAACGUCCGCCACUGCCGCUCCCGCUCCAGAGAAUAGCACACAAUCCGAGACCCCGUCCAAGGGGAAGCAUCACAAGACGAAGAGCGAGUCGGCCCGCGAGGCCACUUUCGCGUCCCUGCAGCGGGCGCUCAAUGCUGCCUGUGCGGCUCGCACUCGAUUCUCUCGCAAGGGUUCCCGCAGCGGCAAGCAGGAGCCCGCCGUGGAAGAGGAACCUAUCUCGCCUACUUCCAUGGCCCCGCCGGCCACUGCUCCCAGGCAACACGAGAAAAAGGGGCAGAGUGCCUACGGAUCUUCGUACCCAGAGUGGUCGGAUAUCAAGGAAGAACCCGCCUGGGAGUCUUCCCAUAGCCAGCCCGAGGCCACUUCCUUCCACUCUACCAGCCAGCCCAUCCCCGAGGUGCCCAGCUCCUCGCACUCCGUACAGCAAAAUGUGAACACCUACUCGGGAGCUCAAUUCCCCCCGGCCGAGGAAUGGGCCGAGACCCCCAAGGACCCCUUGUCCGCACACAAUAUGAGCUCUGACGCCGGUCUCGGAUAUCACAACAUGCAAUACCCGAUGCAGGCACCAGACAUCUCAGUAUCCCGACGGGAGUCGGCAGAUGCGCUGUCGACUUCUCUGAACGGCAUUGGGAUCUGUACGGCCGAGUCUCCGAACAUGCCCUCGCUGAACCGAGCCACUGGAGGAUCCUGGAAGGAGCCGGGUAAGGAGCUUGAUCUCGCCGCGAGACGUAAACGCCCUCGCCCUGCUGCCAUUGGCACUUCCAACGCGCGGUCCUUGGCCAAUUCCACGUCCAUGUCCUCUCUCUCGCCCACCAGCCGUAUUCCCAGCUCGGGUGCCGGAAGCUCGAUGAGGCAUUCCAAGUCCACUCAGAGUCUCAACUCCCGCUAUGCUGGUGUCCGGAAGGCAUCUGUUGCUCAACGCUCGCCGCUGAACUUCACAUUCGCCGAGUCGGGAUCCAUGAAGUCGAGCAAGGCGGAGAUGCUUCGGCCCUCCGUCUCAUCCACCACCUUGGCGCCGCCAACGCCCUUGACCCCCCAGGACUUCCAGCACUUCAUGCCGGCAUCGCCCACUGACAGCAACUACUGCAUGUCGGCGCACUCGACCACUCAGUUCUUCCCAACGUCUCAGCCGAUGCAGGUCAACAUCGCAUCUCCUCCUACCACUCCAUUGGACAUCUACUCUCCAUUCACAUACCAGAACGUCGCUCCACCCAUGUCGGCUCCGGCCCAGGUUGCCAAUUUCCCGGAGUACGUCACUUGUGAUCCCGUGCCUAUGUCCGCUCGGAGCUGGGCCGACACUGGCUCUCUGUCUUCGCCAGAAUUCCAGAAUGGCUUGCCCGUACAACAUUCCGCCACCGUCUCCCCGAUGGGGUACGAUGCGACUGUGGAUCACAGUGGCCAGGCUUUCGGAAUGGAGCCGGUGUCUGGCUCCCCGUCUCUGAUCUAUUCCAUCGAAGACGCCGAUCUAUCGGGCUCGGCGGACGAGAGGAAACAGGCUGAGUUCCGGAUGCACGACUUUGCGGAACAUCAGGACCCGCAUGGCUAUGCCGCGCACCCCAUGUCGGUUCACAAACCCAAGGCGUAUACGUUUGCGAAUAACACGACACCGACCAACUAUCCCUCGUGA
Messenger RNA from Penicillium argentinense, 2151 nucleotides. RefSeq names its product homeobox domain-containing protein. Gene Ontology annotation, molecular function: DNA-binding transcription factor activity, RNA polymerase II-specific; DNA binding. Lineage: Eukaryota; Fungi; Ascomycota; Eurotiomycetes; Eurotiales; Aspergillaceae. Gene Ontology annotation, biological process: regulation of transcription by RNA polymerase II. The coding region runs from base 1 to 2151 and encodes 716 amino acids. Gene Ontology annotation, cellular component: RSC-type complex; nucleus. The record is from RefSeq and is a predicted model, not a curated record. The transcript has 2 exons.